UUGUUGUAAUUUGUGUUACUCAGCUUGUCGUUGUACCACGUGAUCAUCAUAUCGACGUAUCGCAUUCGGUCCAUGUAUUUAUCGGGCACCACAAAAAUAUACCUGUCAAAGUUAAAUGGCUACGACCAAUAAAAAUUAUAUCCUACUAGUGUGAUAUUUUUUAAAAUUCACUAAAAUGUAGUGAUUUGAAAAAUUAAAAAACCCGGGAUAAUAAAACUCGGCAAUUGGAGAGCAUGAAGAGAGAGGUGCGAGGAAAAAAAAUAGGUACAAAGAUUUAUUAAAUUACGACUUGCUCGUGGGCGGUUACCUGUGACGUUUCUGACUCUGAAUGACACUUGCUCGAUCGUUGAUGUCGCUAUGAUUUAGAUUGGUCGUCGGGAGAGAAAAGAGAGUGCUGUGCAUAGAGAAAAGUAAAUAUUGAGCCACUGAAGAUUAUUCUACGUGAAUAAUAUAAUGAACGCAGAACGGCGCGCGAUUAUUUACGUGCGUCGUUCAAUGAUACAUUUUUUUUGUGACAGUUAAUUAUUUAAGAGUUUACAGAAAAGUAAGAAUAAUAUUUUAAACAAUGAAUAUAAUGCGGAAAUUGCGAGGGGCCAGUGCAGUUGGAGGAAUGGGCUUCAGUGGUACUGGGAGUGUUGAUGAUUGUGGGGGAGCUAGCAAUCCUCAACAUACGGAACUAGGUCUGAUGCACCUAAAGAAGUUAUUUUCCGAGUAUACACAUCCAGCACAUCCACUGUCAGAGGCCGAGAAGGAUGAUAAGCUUUAUAAUAUGUUACCACUAUUUUGCAAGGUAUUCGGAUCUAGUCCUGCUGGAGACAUGAGUGAAAAAUUUCGAGAUAUUCUGGCUUUUACACAGCAAGUGUCCAAGCUGAUGGUAUCUGAGAUAAGAAGACGAGCGAGUAAUCAGAGCACAGAGACAGCCAGCUGUGCGAUAGUUAAAUUAUUAGAGAUCGAAAAUAGUGAAGAGUCUAGUAAUGGUUGGAUGUUAUUGUCAACGUUAAAUUUAUUAGCAGCUGGUGACGCAUUGCUGAUACAAGCAAUGACAACAGCUUCAGUGCCAUCGACACUUGUCAAGUGUUUGUAUUUGUUUUUUGAUUUACCAGAAAUGAAUGACGCAGAAGCGGAUAUAACUGAUGUUAAUAGUGAAUUCACACCUCGAGAGCGAAGAAUAUUACUCCAAAAAAUAUUCGUCCAAUUGCUUGUAAGACUUUGCAGUCAUCCGUAUCCAGCAGAAGAGCUUGCAAGAAAAGAUGAUUUGACACUAUUGUUCUCAGCGAUAACCAGCUGGUGCCCACAGUACAAUGUCAUGUGGCGUAAGAGUGCUGCUGAAGUAUUGAUGACACUAUCUCGACAUGGACUCACUCAAAAUGUAGUAUCUUAUAUUCAUAAUAAAGGAUGUAUAGCGCUUUGCAUCGACAAUAUGCAACGUGUACCUGAGCUAGCGCCGCUUGAAGUUGUUGAAAUGUUUGUAACGGUAUUUUGUUUUUUAAAAGACUCUAGCGAAGUAUCACAAAUGCUUUUGGAUGACUUUCGUGUUUGUCAAGGAUAUAUUUUCUUAUCGGAAUUUCUGCUGAAACACGCACCUUCACGAUUAGAACAGGAGGGGAAUGCUGAAGCGCAAGACGCUAUUAGAAAUUUAGUGCUGAUGUUAGCUUCGCUGACAAUGUGUGGACAUACUGAAUUAAAACCGAGUCAAGCAAGUAUGGGCUCGUUAUUCCAGAUGCUUGGGUUUUCUUUACCCCAACCCAGCAAUCGAGGCGGUAGUGUUAGAAAUAUUCAAGCAUUCCAAGUACUUCAGUCCGUAUUUGUUAAAUCAAAUUCGUCACUUUUGUGCUGCACUAUACUUGACGCCAUAUCCAGUGUUUAUCACAGCGAUAACGCUAAUUAUUUUAUACUAGAAGGACAGAAUACCUUAUCACAGUUUGCUGAAAAAAUACAUUUGAAAAAUCCUGAAAUACAAAAAAAGUUCUUUCAAUUAUUAGAGUUUAUAGUGUUUCAGCUUAACUUUGUGCCUUGCAAAGAACUCAUAUCUCUCUCGAUUCUACUCAAGUCAAAUCACUCUGUCAGUUGUAGUAUACUGGCAAUGGAAACACUGUUGAAUAUACUCCGACACAAUGUAAUAUUCAAGGAUGUAUACCGAGAAGUAGGAAUGUUAGAAGUUUUUGUUACUUGUUUACAUCGCUAUGCGACCUUGUUGAAGGAUAAGCAGUCAGCAACUGAUCAAGGCUUGGAGUACAAAAUGUGCCCUGAUCAGGAGCGUCUCGGUCAAUUAGUGAUGGAAGCUCUCACAACUUUACUGGCAGGUAAUGUACAGAACGCAAAUGUCUUCAGAGAGUGUACGGGAGCCCGGUGUGCUCAUAAUCUUGUUCCCUAUGUGGAUUGUCGGUUUCAAGCGCUGGGUAUCGUAAGAGAACUUAUUGUCAGCGCCGGUGGAGAUGAUGAUAUGGCAACAUUACUUGGCAUAAUGCACUCAGCACCCGCAAGUGCUUUGGUUCUCAAGUCUCACAUACUCCUGGCACUUCUGACAUGUUUACGAGAAUCUCAUCGUACAAGAACUGUUUUCCGUAAAGUUGGAGGCUUUGUUUAUGUCAUGUCAGUACUUGUUUCUCUCGAAGGACAACUUGGACCACUGCCUCAUAAAUCUUCAGAACCUUGUAACGAUAACAUUCCACAGAGAAGUCCUCAAAAUGAAUCACAGCUUCUUAAUCUUCUACAUCUUGUAUUUCAAACAAUAUGUACUGCUAUGAGAUUUGAACCGGCAAAUGCCAAAUUUUUCCAUCUUGAAAUAUGUCAAUCAAGUUUAUGUGAUACUCUACGACUACUCGGCUGUUUUUCAUCUCAAACUACACUUACGGAGUGUAAUCACCCAGUGCCAUCAAAUUACCACAAUACCUGGCAAAGUUUAUUUAAUGGAAACGUUCUAGAGCCUUCAUUUCCUAGUGAAAUACCUAAAAGUUUAUCUUAUGCAUGUUUGUUGCUAAGAUUACUUUACGAUGUUGCACUCGACGUCUUUGAGAAACCAAACAUGGCUGUAAUUGGUAUAAGAUCACCGUGUCAUAAGCAAUCCAGCUUGGAAAACCAGAGAUCAGUAGACUCACCAGUGAGCGGAAAACGUUCAACUGUUAAUUCACUCAAUUUAAAUCCCCCUGCACCAGAACCAAUUAUAGUUCAUCCAGGUAUUGUUGUAGGGAUGCUUCACCUAUUGCCUUCAAUAACUGAGCGAACAAAACCAGAAUACGCUCUGGCUCUUCAGAUUUACGUAGCAGAAGUAAUCAAGAGUCUUGUACGCUCGGAGCGUAAUCAGCAAGUCAUGUGUGACUCUGGAAUGGCUGGAGAACUAUUAACAAUGGGUAGAGUUGCGUUACAAGAUGAGACUCACCCGCUCCAUCAACCUCUGCAGUACAUUAUAGAACGUCUUGCGGCUCAGUCAUUAGAGCCCAAGGAUUUACGAGAGUUUUUACGACUCGGCGAUCCGCUUUGCUGCAUUUCGCUGGACGAUAUAGAAGCAAACAAACCUCGCGGUGGGCCAGUUCCACUGACACGUAUCAAGACUCUUGUGUCAAUGACAACACCCAAGGACUUUAGAGCUCAUGGUUCGUGUACUCUACCACCGUUUGUUGAGUUUGACAUGAGCGCAGAAGGUUUCGCGAGUCUCUAUUUACCCAGCAUUGCACCACAGAGUACAACUCCACCAACAGUAGUCUCUGCUGACAACAGUGUGCUGGGUGGAAUAGGUUCCGGAGACCGUCUGUUUCCUCCACAAACUGGACUUACAUACAGUACAUGGAUCUGCGUUGAUAAAUUCAGCGAUCCUCGAACAGAUCCUCACUGCGUGAGACUUUUAACUUUAGUACGGAGUCCACCCUCAGGUACUCGAGAUAUAAUUUGCUUUGCCGCUGUUUUGAGCGCCAGAGACAAAGCAAUUAUAGUGUCUACCCAAGAAACUCAGAUGCCACAAAGUAUAGGUGAGUGGGAGCCAGAAGGUGUUGGAGAAAGUGGAGCACGAGUUUGGUGUCCUGAUCUACUUCACGAAGGACAAUGGCAUCACAUUGCUAUUGUGUUGAACCGUGCAGUGCUGAAAAAUUCAAGUUUUUCUCUUUACUUGGACGGUCAACAUAUUCAGAGCCAAAAACUUCAUUAUAUUACUCAAACUCCCGGAGGAGGAGCUACUAAUUUGACAGUCGCGUCGCCUGUUUACGGAUACAUCGGUACACCUCCAUGUUGGAGGCGUUACUCCAAACUUACUUGGAAGCAAGGACCUUGUCAUUUAGUGGAAGAAGUUUUCAACUCACAGAACAUUCUUACACUCUUUAAAUUAGGUCCUCACUACAUGGGAAGUAUGCAAGCGCCACAAUUUAUCGGACCUGAACCUCUGUCUUCUUUACUAUCCGAAGAAAAAGUUGUAUUUGGAUUAAACGCCAAAGCGAUGUCACAAUUAACGUUAGCAAAGAUACGGAAAGUCUACAGCAGAGCUGACACCAAGUCAAUUGCCAAGCAGCUCGGUAUGUCUUCUCAUGAAAACGCGACUCCAAUUCGCGUUCUGCACAACUCCGCUGGUCAUCUCAGUGGACCAGCUCGUGCUCUUGGAGGUGUCGUAGUUGGUUAUCUUGGUGUAAGAGUUUUCAACCCACGACCAGUUGCCACGACAAUUGACAAUGUGGGAGGGUGCUCUGUGCUCCUAGGUCUCAUUGCCAUGGCUCAGGACGUUGAGUCACUCUACGCAGCUGUAAAAGCUCUCGUGUGUGUUGUAAGGUCAAACCAAGCUGCACAACAGGAGAUGGAUCGUCGCCGAGGCUACCAAACUCUGGCCAUGUUAUUGCGAAGAAAGUGUCCGCUGCUAAACAGUCAUAUUCUUCAUUUAACUUUCAGUCUUGUAGGAACAGUUGACAGUGGAAGGGAAACCAGUGCCAUACCCAACGUCACUGCGUUCCAAGAUUUAUUGUGUGACUUGCAAGUAUGGCACGAAGCUCCAGGUGAGCUGCUUCGAUCUCUUCUGGAGCAUUUGUAUGAAUUAGUUGCCGAGUCUAAUGAAAAACGCACCAACCUGAGAUUGAUGCGAGAUUUGCAGUUAGUUCAUAAAUUAUUGCACAUUUUAAGUGAAGUAAAGCAGAAUUCAACGAGACAAGUUCUUUUAGCGUUGCUGAGUAUUUUACUCGCGCAACCACGUCAAGCAGAUCUUCUGUGGUUUGGACAAUUCAUUGUCGCUACUCUACCCCUGGUAUCUGAAAAGCAUCUAGUCCCACGUGAAAACGAAGGUCCGAAAGAAGGUGAAGGUGAAAGUAUUUUAUUACGCAACAGAUGUCUCCAGUUAUUACACUCGUUAUUGUUCAAUGGAUCUAAAGUUAAUGCGACAAUGUGCGAUGAAUUGUCUAAAGUUCUCGGUUUGGACUGGGUACUAUUGUUCUUACAAUCCGGUCUUCAUAGUACAACUAUUGUGUGGGGAUUACGGAUACUCGUAGCUGUUUGUUCAGUCCAAUCGAUACUUCAAAAGUUUAAAGAGGGAACGAGUAAUGGUGGCUGGUUGAGACACACUGAUCACAAUAAAAUGGCAAUGGCCUUGGGUUGUCAACAACAAACUUCGACUGGUGAAAUUAAACCAGCCGGAUUAAAUGUACCAGGAUUCCAGCAUCUCGGCUGGCUAUUACCGCAACACGUCGAUCUUGUUCCUGAAUUGUAUUUUCUUUUCAUCGGGCUCAUGUUAGUCCAGCCAAUUAAAUUACUGCCAGCUGAUUCUAAAUUAGAGCUUGAUAAUAUUUGGAAUUUCAUGUUUGGAGUCCCGGCGAAUCACUCACUGUCAACUUUUAAUGGAAAAAUAAAUUUGUGUCCAGACGCUGUAGUUGUACUUUUAGCAAUGGUUCGCACAAUGCUUAACACGCACUUCAGUAAUCCUGACAACUUACCCGAGUGGCUUACUGAGUAUCCGGUGACAAUAAUACAAUUUCUCUUCUUUUUGUAUCACAACUUCACAGAUUUUAUGCAAGUCUUUAUGUCAGCCGAGGUAUUGGGUGCUUUAGCGGGUACAUUGUUCCCCAAACCUUUGAGUGGAAGUCAAGACAGCAGUGGAGCAAGCACUCCAGCGGAUGAACAAGAACCAGUACUUGUUAGAUCACCUUCCAAGGACAUCGGAUUAACAAAUCAUCCGGCAAGGAAAUUUGUCAUGGAUUUCUUGAGAGUUAUCGUAGUUGAUUCAUUGUCUCUUCCAGUAACAGCUAAAUCUCCUCCAGCGAUCGAUCUCGUCUUGGAAGCUUGGCCAGAGUAUGCAUCGACCGGCCAGCAGACACGUUACCAAACAGAAAUAUUGUCGAUUUUAAUGGAACAUCUUCUAGCAGCGGAUGUAUUGAUCGGCGAACAAGCAGCGUUGCCCGUCGUCCCCGGUGGCUCGGUUAAUAAUAUAACUAAUAAUGUUUGCUAUGUUACAGCAAGAAUAGUUGAUAAACUCUGGCAAGGAGCACUGACAAAAGAUCCUCAUGAAGUAUUUGAUUUUAUUGUUAAACUUAUUGGACAAGCUAAAAGAAGACCCGGAGCUGUCAGUAUGGAAGGUCUUCAUCACUGCUUAAAUCGAACAAUUUUAUUCUUAUUGUCACGCUCAACAGAUUCAAUUACCGAUCAAAUGGCAGUACUAGAAGCUUUACAUAAAUUAACAACUCACAGGCUGCUGGUCUUUGGUGCUGGGAAUCAUGAAUUGGAAUUUAUAAGUUGUUUGACUUACUGUCUUCUUCAGCUUACUGCUGACAUUAAAAUAAUGCUUGAUACAAACAUGAAAACAACAUGGCACGUCAAUCCUCAAGUUGAGUCUAGCGACGAUCGUCUAACGUCUCACCAAGGUCAUAAUUUAAUGGCAGUAGCGGCAACAAGAGUCUGGGAAGAACUGUAUGUAUGUAAAAAACCAGCUAUCGAAGAAGUUUUCAAAAUUUCUCUACCAGCUCCGGUAAAUAAUGAACGUGCACCAGAUUUAUCGAGUGUACGUGAUCUUGUUCAUGAACAAGCCACAAGACUUUGGCUCAAUUAUGUCAUCUUGGAACGCAAAGCUUCUUACAGAGUACCUUGGGAAUUACACAAUCAAAUUCAAUCAAAGAUACAGAAAGUAACUGGAGGAUUGACAAGACUAGCAAGUCGUACCAAAGUCAGAAAAGAAGAGUCUGUGAGACCGAGACUGAGACUCCAUCACAGUGCCGUUGCUCAGUGGACGGAGCAGCAUGUGGGAUUAGUGAGAGAAUUGGCAGCUACUAGGAAACUUCAGCAUCAACAAACUUACCAGCAUACCCAGCGAUAUGUUUAUCAAGAGUGGCUCCAGACUGAGACUGAGUUGACUCGAGAGCGCGGCCUCUGGGGUCCACCAACGCCCACUGUUUUGGACAAGUGGAUGCUGGACAUGACAGAAGGCCCUUGUAGAAUGCGUAAGAAGAUGAUGAAAAACGAACUGUUUUAUAUACACUAUCCUUAUCGGCCCGAGUUGGAUCAUCCUGAUAAUAAACAGCUCAAAUAUAAGGUAGCCUCGAGUAUGGACAGCAAAGAAUAUUAUUUGAAACAACUCAAUAAUUCAUCAGGUAUGUUUGAACGUGAACGCGAUCCAGUAAUAGAUGAUACUCCAUUGGCCAUGCAUGAAGGCUCUACUGAGAGUGAACCGCCGAUGGUUCCUUGCACGUUGGAACGUCACGCAAGCGAACCUGAUGAAGCUCCUGAAGACAAUGAGCAAGAAGAAGAAAAUAAUCAAGCUGUUCCUGACAAUCAAACUCUCCUGAGAUUAUUGGAGGAGCAUGAAAAAAUUAGCCACAUGUUCAGAUGCGCUAGAAUUCAGGGUUUGGAUACCACAGAAGGGCUUUUGUUGUUUGGCAAAGAACACUUUUAUGUUAUAGACGGAUUUACUCUGCUAAAGUCUCGCGAGAUCAGAGAUAUUGAAAGUCUGCCAGACGCCUAUGAGCCGAUUCUUCCCUCGCCCGGGUCACCAAGAAGAUCACGAGCUAUGAGACAGUGCUCGAAAUUUAAUUAUGAAGACAUUAGAGAAGUUCACAAGAGGAGGUAUUUAUUGCAACCCAUCGCUCUUGAAGUAUUUAGUGGUGACGGUAGGAAUUAUUUACUUGCAUUCCCGAGGAAAGUUAGGAACAAAGUUUACCAAAGAUUCAUGACAUUCGCGACGGCGAUCGCCGACAGUGCUCAUCAGUCAGUGGCGGGGCAAAAGAGGACAGCUAAUGUCGAGCAAGCUACUGGAUUACUGUCGAAUCUUAUUGGCGAAACCUCGGUUACUCAGCGGUGGGUGAGAGGAGAAAUAUCAAACUUUCAAUAUUUGAUGCAUUUAAAUACUUUGGCUGGUCGAAGUUACAACGACUUGAUGCAGUACCCAAUUUUCCCUUGGAUUUUAGCAGACUAUGACAGCGAAGAGAUUGAUUUUAACGACCCAGCUACUUUCAGAGACUUCAGCAAGCCUAUGGGAGCUCAGAGUCCCGAAAGAUUGCUGCAGUUUAAAAAGAGAUACAAAGAAUGGGAUGAUCCUCACGGUGAAACUCCACCUUAUCACUACGGAACUCACUACUCAUCUGCGAUGAUUGUUUGCUCUUAUUUAGUAAGAAUGGAGCCUUUUACUCAGCACUUUUUGCGACUUCAAGGAGGACACUUUGAUCUCGCUGACCGAAUGUUCAACAGCAUCAAAGAAGCGUGGUCGUCUGCUUCAAAACACAACAUGGCUGAUGUAAAAGAACUUAUUCCAGAAUUCUUCUAUCUUCCCGAAUUUCUCAUCAACUCAAAUCACUUUGACUUGGGUUCAAAGCAAAGCGGAGUUCAGUUGGGUGAUAUCGUCCUCCCGCCCUGGGCGAAACAAGAUCCUCGAGAGUUCAUCAGAGUUCACAGACUAGCACUGGAGAGUGACUAUGUUUCGCAGAAUCUUCAUCACUGGAUAGAUCUUAUAUUUGGGUACAAGCAAAACGGGCCAGCAGCUGUCGAAGCGGUCAACGUGUUCCAUCAUUUGUUCUACGAAGGCAACGUUGAUAUUUACACCAUAGACGAUCCAUUGAAGAAGAACGCAACCAUUGGAUUUAUCAAUAAUUUUGGACAAAUACCUAAACAACUGUUCAAAAAACCUCAUCCUUGUAAAAAGAUGAGUGUUAGAACAAGUGUUAUCGAUCCGGGACCCAUAACACCUGGUUUAAGUAUCACCGCAACGGAUAGACUAUUUUUCCACAACCUAGACAAUCUAAAGCCUUCAUUACAGCCUAUUAAGGAGCUCAAAGGUCCAGUAGGCCAGAUUUUACAUAUUGAUAAAACAGUAUCAGCUGUUGAACAAAAUAAGACACUAAUUCCUCCCUCGUUUAACAAAUACGUAGCAUGGGGCUUUGCUGAUCACUCGCUUAGAAUAGGUAAUUAUGACAGCGAGAAAGCGAUAUUCGUUUGUGAAGCGAUGAUGCAAAGCAACGGAGAAAUAGUCGCUUGUGUUUGUCCGUCUUCCAAGUUAAUAGUCACCGCUGGGACAAGCUCAGUAGUUACAGUCUGGGAGUACUCGAAGCGUCAAUUAUCAAUCAAGCAGUGUCUUUACGGUCAUACAGAAGCAGUUACGUGUCUGUCAUCAAGCCCCGCUUACAAUGUAAUUGUCUCUGGGUCGCGUGAUGGAACGGCUAUCAUUUGGGAUCUCUCACGGUGUCUUUUCGUGAGGCAAUUAAGAGGUCAUGCAGGUCCAGUGGCGGCUGUCGCGAUAAAUGAUCUCACGGGUGAUAUUGCGACGUGUGCGGCAACUUGGCUCCACGUCUGGAGUAUCAAUGGUGAGGAAUUGGCGAGUGUUAACACGUGUGUGGGACGUGCUGAUAGAAUGCAGCAGAUUUUGUGUGUCGCUUUUAGUCAAACGCAUGAGUGGGACUCGCAAAAUGUCAUUAUGACUGGAUCCACUGAUGGUGUUGCACGAAUGUGGUCCAUGGACUACGUCCAGGUGCCUGCUGAAGAAGAAAAGCCUGAGGAACUUGCUGAGAAGAAAGCAGUUAAGAAACAACCCAGCACUGAGGAAGAAAGAACUGAAAGUACCAAGAAGAGAGUUCAUGAGUUGGUCAAGCAGAUGAGUAUUUCUGCUGAGGAGUCCAGUCUGAUGAUGAAAAGCGGCUCUGAGAGCAGUUUGUCUGAAGCUGAAACUCUUAAGGAAGCUUCUCGUCUUCAUGAAGAAAAGGAAGAGUGUUCUGAUAACGAGUCGAGCAAUAGUUCCAACAAUAAAGUAUGCUCCAAAAAUGCACAAUCUCCAACUGUGGUCUUGAGGCGAAAAAGCCGGGGUAACCCGAUGUUUAGGAAAAGUGAGGGAGGCGGUAGAGCUGACAGCGAAGGAAUACAAGCUAACGAGUCUACUCACACUCUCAGUACUGAUUCUGACAGUGCUUUGAGGACCAGCAAAAGUGACACCAGCUUGACUGACAGUUUUGUUAUGGUCAGUGAAGCAGACACCAAACCCAGGAGAAUUAACCCGCAGAAUGUUCUGAGGGAUGGAUUCAAAUGGCAGAGGCAGCUUGUUUUUAGAAGUAAAUUAACUAUGCACACAGCUUAUGAUCGCAAAGAUAACGCAGAGCCUGCUUCGAUAACAGCUUUGGCAGUUUCGAAAGACCAUAAAACUGUAUACGUCGGUGACACUCGGGGUCGAGUAUUCUCGUGGAGCGUUUGUGAGCAACCUGGACGCACUGUAGCUGAUCACUGGCUUAAAGAUGAAGGCGCUGAUUCCUGUGUUGGUUGUGGAGUUAGAUUUAAUCUAUAUGAGAGACGACAUCACUGUCGUAAUUGCGGACAAGUUUUUUGUUCAAAGUGCAGCAGGUUCGAGUCUAAAAUUUCAAGACUGGGAAUCCUGAAGCCUGUCAGAGUGUGUCAGGGAUGUCAUUCACAGCUGAGAUCUCAAUGUUCUACUGACAGUAAUACUUAAUCUGUUGGUAAUACUACUGCUUGAUUACUGAAACUAGAAUCACAAUUGUCCGAUAAACCACCAAAUGUCCUCACAUUACUUCUAUAGGAACUUAUUAAUCUUGUGAGUAUGUAUUUAUAAUACAGUGUAAAAACUGUUUGCACAUUUCGUAAGGUAUGCUUAAAUUAAUUAAAGUAUUUUGUGGUAUUAGAAUUUUUAUUGAUAAAUUAUUAAUUGAUUUUUGAGAUAAAUUCUGGGAAUAGUUGACAAAAUAGAAUUUUCAGUCGAGUACCUACUGUACAAUCAUUUUUUAGCUGGGAAUAUUGAUGUUUAUUUUUUAUUCAUUAUUAUAUUACUCAUUGAUACAUUUUAUGUAUCACAAACAAUCAUGAAUGUUUAGAAUUUAAGGGCUGAUGCAUUACUUACAAACUGUGAUUUUUUUACUUGUCGCAAUUUAAUUUUUUUUCGUUUGUUAUUUUAUAAUUUGAUUUAUUGAAAUAGUUUUUAUUAACAAACGCAAUAGAUUUAUUAUUUUUUUUAGUGAUCAAAAAUUUUAAUUGUAUUUUUUUUUAUUUUGCAAUAACUGAUAUCCGCUUUUUAAUUUAUAAAUAAAAAUUUGUGCUAUUGUAGACAAUACAUAAGAUGUGCUUGAACAAGAGUUCAAAUGGAGUGUUAUAAAUUAUACAACGGCUUAGCUUAGUAUAACAAUAAUUACGUGUGUAUAGAUCUUAAAACUGUGUGAUUCUUUAGAAUCUAUUGAUGUAAUACCUAAUGAUCAAGACCUAUGGACAUGGAAGACAUUAAAAAAAAAUAAUAAUGAUAAUAAUAAAGUAUUUAUUCACUGAUUCAAUCUUCUGAAAGGCAGCUUGCAUAUUUUAAUUUAUCUUACUUGAUAGAUAAUUCAGUGGAAUUGAUGAUUAUAUAAAAAUAAUAAAAGAAAAUGUAUUUUGCAUUUUGUAACAAAUGAUAAUUAUAAUAAUGCUGAGAUCCUUUAGAAGAUUGGAGAAUAUAUUUAUUAAUUAUAUAUAAUAAAUAAUAAAAUAAAUAAAAAGCAAAUUCUAAAGAUGAAAAAUUAGACCCAAGUAUUAGAACGGUGAAAAUCCGUUGUAAAAGCCAAAUCAUAACAACAAGGCUGAAUAAUCAAUGGUGUAUAAAAAUUGUACGGAAUCAAUAUUAUUAUCUAUUGUUAUUAUAUAGUUAGUUAAUAAUCGCAGAAAAUUUAAUAUAGAAAAUUGCAGUGAAUAGUUAAACAAACGUUUAUAGUAUAAAAAAAAAAAAAAAGAAAAAAGUACGUAGAUCCAUUGCAUUGGCAUUAAAAUAAUAAUAAUAAUAAUAAUAAUAAUAAUAAAAA
Molecule: messenger RNA, 12209 nt
Organism: Cotesia glomerata
Lineage: Eukaryota; Metazoa; Arthropoda; Insecta; Hymenoptera; Braconidae
Gene: bchs
Product: WD repeat and FYVE domain-containing protein 3
Exons: 5
Coding region: 566-10879 (3437 amino acids)
Molecular function (GO): protein binding; metal ion binding
Source: RefSeq, a predicted model, not a curated record